AUGGCUAUUAAAGAUGUAAUUGAGCGUUCGUAUAAGCAACCAAUUUUGACUUUAAAGUCAGACAUCAAUAAUGAAUAUACAUUUCUUCGAUUAAUAGGGACAGGUUCGGUCGGACGAAUGUAUUUAGCCCGGCAUAACACAACCGACGAAAUAGUUGCUAUAAAACAAAUGUCAAAAUCUACUUUGAUAAAACAUAAACAAGUGGCUCACUUGAUUAACGAAAAACAGGUGUCUCAAUAUAUACGCCAUCCGUUCAUUACUAGAUACCUUGGAUCGUACAAGAAUUCACGUUUUCUAUAUCUAAUUUUAGAGUUCAUACAAGGGGGUGAUUUUUACACUCAUUUGCGAAAUCACAAAAAGUUUUCAGUUGCAGACGCUCAGUUUUACUCUGCUAUAGUGGUAACUGUUUUUGUUUAUUUGCAUAACUUAAAAAUAAUUUACAGAGAUUUAAAACCGGAGAAUUUACUACUUUCCACUGACGGUUAUAUAAAAUUUACAGAUUUCGGAUUUUCUAAGCUAAUUGUUGAUCGAACAUAUACUUUGUGCGGUACGCCUGAGUAUCUGGCUCCCGAAAUUUUGUUGUCAAAAGGUUAUAGUUUUGCAGUAGACUGGUGGACUUUGGGAAUAUUUAUUUAUGAAUUAAUGACGGGCGUAACUCCUUUUGCCGCAUCUAAUGUUAUGUCAACGUAUCAAAAAAUUCUCCAGGGAAAAAUUAUUUUUCAAGCCGGUUUUGAUCACAAUGCUAAACAAUUAAUUAAAAAAUUAUUGGCUCACGAUUUGUCUAAAAGAAACAGUCUCAUAUCAAAUGGUGCUCUGGGAGUUAUCAAUCAUCCUUUUUAUAGUACAAUAAAUUUUCGAGACUUGAUAGAAAAGCGAAUAACCCCACCUCACGUUCCUAAAGUCAGUUCUCCAGACGACACAUCUCAUUUUGGGCAUUUCGACGCUGUCAAUGAAGAAUGCUCACCUAUCCCUUACGAUUCUGAUCCUUUUAAGUAUUGGUAA
Molecule: messenger RNA, 1002 nt
Organism: Dermatophagoides pteronyssinus (European house dust mite)
Lineage: Eukaryota; Metazoa; Arthropoda; Arachnida; Sarcoptiformes; Pyroglyphidae
Product: cAMP-dependent protein kinase catalytic subunit alpha-like
Source: RefSeq, a predicted model, not a curated record